Messenger RNA from Fraxinus pennsylvanica, 1731 nucleotides. The record is from the annotation of a GenBank genome assembly. Lineage: Eukaryota; Viridiplantae; Streptophyta; Magnoliopsida; Lamiales; Oleaceae.
AUGGAGAGAAGGAACCUUCUACAGAUUAAGGAUGUGGUCAUGUUGCUGCACACCUUUUGGCUACUACUGUCUCCAAGACUUUUAAGGCAGUUGAUUGAAAAUCGGCCUGCAAUAUCGAGAUCUGCCAUUCGAUUUGAGUUGAAGAUUUCUCCAAUUUUUGAGUUAAACAUGGUCCAAAAACGGCCUUUUGAUGAAGAUGAGUCACACGAGGUUUCAUCUAAACAACGAAGGCAAAUGGAACUCAAUAGUCAGCUUGUUUCAGCUUUGGAAUUUCCUCCUGAACCUGUGGUCCAGAGUUGUCAUACUUCAGGUGAAAGUUACAAUGGCUUAACAAAAACCAAGGCAGAAGGUGAUGAGAAGCUUGAUAUUGGUUAUAUUACUGAACCACUUUGCACCAAGAAAGAUGUGGAAACCAGUGUCCCUGGUUCCCUUUCCAGCUCUUCCCUGUUUGCCGGAACUAUCAGCGAAGAAGAUAUCAGACCAGGAGCACCAUUUCACAUAACGUUGUCUCCUGACCAUAUUUCUGAGCGUCAACCAAGGACCAUAGUCCACUCUGGGGAGAUAUAUUCUUUUCUUUUGGGUCUUCCUCCUCGGAAACUUGUCCCUGUUGGACAAUAUUAUCAAGCUGAAAUACCUGAAUGGGGUGCACAUUUUUGCAAGAAGACAUCCAGUUGCUCAGAACAUACAGAAGCACCAAAUCUCGUUUCUCAACCUCUGGAAUCUGAUGAGGAGAGAUUAGCUGGAACUUGUGUUGUUCCAAUGUCUGGUUCAAAUCAACUUGCAGACACUGGGGAGGUCGGGGUUGGGAGAACAGGUUGUAUGUGUGACAAUGAGGGUAACAUCAGAUGUGUUCGACAACACAUAAUGGAAGCUAGAGAGAAACUUAGGGGAACCUUUGGGCCUGAGACUUUUGCUGAGUUGGGUUUCUCUGAUGUGGGAGAGAUAGUGGCGGAGAAAUGGAGUGAAGAGGAAGAGAAAUUGUUUCACCAGGUUAUAUUUUCUAAUCCCACAUCAUUAGGAAAUAACUACUGGAACCAUCUUGCUGUUGUAUUUCCUUCCCGGUCAAAGAAGGAAAUUGUCAGCUAUUAUUUUAAUGUAUUUAUGCUACGAAUACGAGCUGAGCAGAAUAGAUAUGCCCCAUUAAAUAUUGAUAGCGACGAUGAUGAGUGGAUGGGAAUUGAAGAUUCUACUGAUAAUGAAGUUCAAAAUGGUGAGGAUGAUGACUCCGUGGCUGAAUCACCAAUGGAUCCUGAUCAUAAUGAAAUCAUUCAUGUAAAUUCUAGUGCAUAUGAUGAGGAUGUUGCACAGAGUGCUCCUGUAGAUUGUAGAGUUGUGGAUUUUGGUGGUGAUAAUAUCAAUGAUCAAGAGGCAUGUACUUGUAAGUUAGACGUUGAAAGUAGUUUGGAUCCUACUGUUCGUCCUUCAGACGAAAAUCUUUCUCACGAUAGAGGAGGUUGUGUUACCCAAGAUCGCUCAGCUACUUCUGGUGAUGCUGGGGUUGGUUCACAACUAACUAUGGAGAAAGCUGAUAGUCAAAAACAAUGGACAGGUCAUUUAAGUGGAACAAAUGGGUUCAGUUGCCAUGAAUUCAUGAUGGAGGCCUGCAAUGCUAGAGAAUGGGAGUUUGGAUACCUCAAUUGUCCAAGAAACGAAGUUGAACUCUUACCCACAUGCAAUAUGAUUGAAGAAGUUUUUGGGGCUGGAUCUUGGGAUGGACAGGGCUUAAACUAG